GCGUCCUCGACGUUGCUAAGACAACCGACGCCAGCCAUGGCCUCUGGGGCGGGCAGGAGCUGGGGUCGCUCCCCACAACAGAGCACAGCCCUGGCGCCCUGGGUCACCGUCCUGCAGCCCCUCUCAUGGGCCAUCCCAUCUGCGCCCCUGCAGCCAGGCCGUGUGAAGGAAGACCUGCUGGAGCUGCUGAUGCUGCAGAACGCACAGAUGCACCAGCUGCUGCUGAGUCGCCUGGUGGCCGGGGCGCUGCAGCCCGGGCCCCCCUGGCCUUGCCCUCAGGUCUACCUGGAGGUUCCGAAGGAAGAGCCUGAGGAGGAGGAGGAGUUGGACACACAGGAGAAAGGGCCUUUGGUGUUUCACCACCACUACCUGUCCUACCCGAUGCCCUCCCCGAGUGCCCUGCUGCCCUGGCCAGCCCCCUUCUUCCCUGCUCCCACCUGUCAGACCCACUUGCAGGAUGUGCCCAGGAUUCAGCACUGGCCUCCUGCCUCCAGGGAAAGGGAGGCGAGGGCUGUGCCCCCACCCCCACCCCCCAGCGCCACAGGCACUGUGGGCGCCGAUGUACCCCCGGCUUCAGACUACUAUGAUGCCGAGAGCCUCCUGUGAGGACAGAUGCUGGCCCCGAGACCUGCACCGGCUUCAUGCUCCAGAUACAGCCUCAAGACCCUCCUGUACCUCUCUCUCCUCCUCUGUGCCCGUGGCUGGCAGUCCUUCUCCCUCCCUCAACCUCAACCAGGCCCUCUUCUCCUGGGGAAUCAGUCCUUGCUCCACCCCCAGGAGUCACUGGACGGGCCUAAUCUGUGCCAUGGUGUAAGAGCUCAGGCAGCACCCAGGCCCUUGAAGUCACAGCAGCCGCCUCUGCCUCACCGUCCGCCAGGAGCAGGGGGAGGCCUGGGAACACAGCCCCACCCCCCACCCCUCUCUCUGGGAUAAUGAAGUCUCCUUCCAGCCUAAUAAUAGAGCCCGAGGGGAGUGGGGGUUGCUUCUGUUUUCCACAGCUUUGAAGGCCCCUUGGAGGUGGCUGGAGGGGCCCAGAGUGGUGGGGGAGACCUGGGCCCCUACCCUUCAUCCCAGGAAGCAGUUCUGUUGGCAGAAAGGAGAGGUGGGAGCUUUGUCCUGAUGUGGCCAGGAGUGGCCUGAGGUCUCCUGGGGCCAGGUGGGAACACAGUGUCCUCUGCCCACUGGGCCCGGGUGUUUUCCCCAUCCUCCCUCAGUAGGAAUGAGCUACUUAGGCCAGAUGGGGGCCUGGGUGGGAAGGGAGGCAUCUGGGGAAAGGAGUACCCCCAUGGUGGCUCCCCUCCCUGGCUGUUGUCAUCCCUGGAGGAGACACUGUGGGCACAGGGCUACGUCCAGGUGUGUGUAUUCAGGCUAGAAAAGGCAAUGUCCCUAGAGUCCUCUGCUGCCUGUCACAAUCCUUCGCCCAGAGCUGGACCUCAACUCUGAGGAGCCACACUGAGUUCCAAUGGUCACCAUGGCGGUAGCCACAUCACUCAUGCCUGCUGUGCCCAGAAGGCCUGGGGCAGCCUCCUCCAAGCCGCUCGCACCCCGUAGGUGCCCGUCCGCCGCUGGCGCCAGUGCUGGCUGAAGAUGAAGCAGAGCAGGAUGGAUGAUACGAACAGGAACAGCAGCACUGACACCACCGUGACGAUGAUGACCAUCUGGCUGUCUGGGACGGGCUCUGGGGAUGGAAGGGCAAGGGUCUUAGACAUCCCGUGAUCCCAGGUACCAAGUACCAGAAGAGAGCGGAACUUGACCCCCUACCUGGCCCCCAGCCCCUGCUGCCCGCUCAUCCAUCCUGCAGUCACCUCAGGUUGUAGAGAUGAGUGGCAAAUAGUGUCUGCAUUAAAAUUAUUAUCUGGAAGAAAGGUGGCCCUGGGCUCAGGCUACCAGCAGACUUCUGUGAGACUGUGAGGGCCGAUGUCCCCUUGUCAGCAGCCCUGGGACCAAUAUAUAGCUGCUGGACACCAUGGCCUGGAGGGUGGCAUGGUCCCAGCCAAGCCGCUUCUCAGGCAGAGCCAAGUGAGUUCAUGCCAAUCACCCUGAAGACAGGGAACGUGCCGGCCAUCCAGAGUCACUGAACAGCAGAGCUCCGGGGACCUUGGGGUCAGUCAGGCCAAACUUCUCAUUGUAGAGAGAAGCCAAGGCCAGGAAGAGCAGUCGAGGUCAUGGGCUCCAUGGUGGCUGAGGAACUAGUUGAGCUCUCCUGACCUCUGGAAUAGUUGGGGCCCUCCUGACCUCUGGAAAAGCUAGGGAUGCAGAGAGAACUUCAGGGAAGAGGGAGAGUAAGAGGGAAGCCUGGGGCAAAGGCUGGGGUCCUGGGUGUUUUCUUCCCAAGUUGGGCUCGAGGUUUUUCUUCCCCAAGGGGCUGAGAGUGGCUUCUCACUCCCCCUCCAUCCGUGGAGCCCCCUCACCAUAGAUCUUCAGCAUCUGAGGUUCCGAGUGUUUGUGAAAGAUGUCGCCACCGCGAGACAGCAAGUCCAGCACGGCCAGGCAGGAGAAGUUGCGGUGACGGUCCUCUCUGUGAGCCGUGCUACUGAAUGUGGCUGUGGCCUCCUGCAGGGCAGGGGCUCCCUUCCCGAAGGUCUGACUGUGCAGAGUCUCAUUGCCACGGAACAGGAAGAGGGUGAGGCUGUCCAGGGGCUCCACGGCGGGAACCCUGCACUCAAUGGUGAAGGACUUGCCCACGGCUACCCACGUGGGCUGCAGUGUCAGGAUGACCUGUGUUGGAGGCUCUACAGGAUACAAAGGAGGGAGGUCCGGUCAGGAUGGGGGUGCUGUCCCAGUAGCCUCCCCCCAGCCAGGGCCAUCUCCUGUCACUGUGGUAUGCCACGGUGCGGGAGGAGGUGGCCUGGGCCUCUCCAGUGCAGAGGAAGAGGGUGGUGGUUGAGGAUGAAGGCUGGACUGGGUGAGUUUCACAGACAUGAUGGUUUCGGGUGACCAGGCAUUCAUGAGGACAAGGUUCAGAAAUGUACAGCCAGCUGGAAAGACAUAAAAGUUUGGGCCUGUCUCCCUCUCCUUCAGAAACGAAAUACAGAUUUCAAAAAUUAAACAGGUGAUGACGUUGA
Messenger RNA from Callithrix jacchus (white-tufted-ear marmoset), 3065 nucleotides. RefSeq names its product proline rich 29 (gene PRR29). Lineage: Eukaryota; Metazoa; Chordata; Mammalia; Primates; Cebidae. The record is from RefSeq and is a predicted model, not a curated record.